CGAGUUGCGGUUAAACCCCGUCAAGCCAUGGAGAAGAAAAGCGAGUAAAAGGUUAAAGUUAACAAGCAAGAUGGCGUCGAAUAAACGUGUUCUUUAUGUUGGUGGGCUUGCGGAAGAGGUGGAUGAGAAAGUGCUGCACGCGGCGUUUAUUCCGUUCGGCGACAUCACAGAUAUUCAGAUUCCACUGGAUUAUGAGACUGAGAAACACAGAGGUUUUGGAUUCAUCGAGUUUGAGCUGGCAGAGGAUGCAGCGGCUGCCAUCGAUAACAUGAAUGAAUCGGAACUGUUCGGCAGAACUAUCAGGGUGAACACUGCUAAACCCAUGAGGAUUAAAGAGGGCUCUUCUCGACCAGUGUGGUCUGAAGAUGACUGGCUGAAGAAAUUCUCAGGGCAGACCACAGAGGAGAGUGAGGAGGUGGCGUCAGCUGCAGAAUCAGCCAGUACAAACACUCAGGAGGGAGAACCGCCGGCAAAGAAAGGUAGAACUAACCCUCAGGUCUACAUGGACAUCAAGAUUGGCAACAAACCUGCAGGCAGAUUGUGCUUCCUUCUGCGAGCGGAUGUUGUGCCCAUGACCGCAGAAAAUUUCCGUUGUCUGUGUACACACGAGAAGGGCUUUGGAUUCAAAGGCAGCAGCUUCCACAGAAUCAUCCCUCAGUUUAUGUGUCAGGGUGGAGAUUUUACCAACCACAACGGCACUGGAGGCAAAUCGAUCUAUGGUCGCAAGUUUGACGAUGAAAACUUUGUCCUCAAACAUACUGCACCAGGUCAACUGUCGAUGGCAAACUCAGGUCCUGAUACAAACGGCUCUCAGUUCUUUAUCACUGUUGAUAAAACUGAUUGGUUGGAUGGCAAACAUGUGGUAUUUGGAGAGCUCACAGAGGGCAUGGAUGUACUACGAGCCAUGGAGGCUCAGGGAUCAAAAGAUGGCAAGACCAAACAGAAAGUCAUCAUCUCCAACUGUGGAGAGUAUGUGUGAGAUGAGCAUUCUGUGUGUUUGUGAGAGAACGUGUGAGAAGGAAAGCUGUUAGCAUGUUUUUUUUUUUCUUUUAUAGUUAAAUAUGUAAAUAUUCAAAUAAAACUUUUAUAAUCAA
This is a messenger RNA of Myxocyprinus asiaticus (Chinese sucker), 1094 nucleotides long. It is a transcript of the gene ppie, whose product is annotated as peptidylprolyl isomerase E (cyclophilin E). Gene Ontology annotation, biological process: protein folding; protein peptidyl-prolyl isomerization. Gene Ontology annotation, cellular component: intracellular membrane-bounded organelle. Bases 71 to 979 code for a protein of 302 amino acids. Lineage: Eukaryota; Metazoa; Chordata; Actinopteri; Cypriniformes; Catostomidae. The record is from RefSeq and is a predicted model, not a curated record. The transcript is spliced from 10 exons. Gene Ontology annotation, molecular function: RNA binding; peptidyl-prolyl cis-trans isomerase activity.